GUAGUGGACGCGCGAUCUCCAGGUGCUACGUACGGUCCGUCGGUUCGUCAUCGGGUCGUAGUGAUCGCAGCGCGAUUCGCCCAUACAAGUGGACACGUAAAAUGGCGAAGCACGGUUGUUAUUUACUCGCGCCGAACUCUGCGAAGUGAGAGAGCGGAGAGGUGCAAAGUGAGGUGCUCAGCAACGCGUCACUUACGCGAAAUCGCUAUAACUUGCCAGUGAAACGGCGCGUACGAACGAUCGUUGUACCGCACAAAUACUAGCAGAUACUCCUACAGAGAUGAUAUUGAUGGAUUGGUCUAAUUCACUGCACUAACGGCAAUUCAUUUUUGAUCUUUGUUAAUUGAGGAAAGAUCACAUUUGCCAGCAUCUAAGUUUUAAAUAAUAUGGCACAAUAUUUUAAUGUUGUGCCCAAUGCCAGUGGUACUUUCACAUUAGAGGAAGUACCAAGAAUUUGUACGACAGACGGGCAACGAAUUCAGUUAGUUGUUGGGGACGUUAAUAAUAGCAGUAAUGGUUCACAACGGCUUGUGACUUAUACUGCUGCACCACAAAAUAGACAGGCAAUAUUCUCCCCGCAAACUAUUAAUUUAGGGAAUCAAAUACAAGCAGCGCGAUUGGAACAAGGGCAAAAUGUUUUUAUAAUCAAAACGAAUGAUCUAGCUGUUCCCCCGGAAAUAUUAAAACCUAAUACUGUGAAUGCACAUAUUAAUGAAAAUAGCAUUGUGAGCAUUGGGAGUAAUACAGGUAUUAAAACAGAAUGUAAAACUGAAGGGCAACAAAUACAAUUUAUGAAAAUACAAAACGUUAAUACUACUAUAGCGACAAAGCAGAAUACGUUACAAGAAAAAAAUCAGACUGCCGUUUUAACUAGAAAUAAUAUACAAAAUAAUAUCACAUCACCGGCACCUGUUUAUGUAAAUUCCGGAUCAUUUAAUUCAGGUCAAAUAGAAAAGAAAGUAACUAAAUCUUUUCAAAAUAAAAAUCGACAGUUGACGAACAGCGUAGUGGGCGUAGUGCCUCAAGUUCUAGAUGGAAACGUAAUAACUACGAUAGAAAACAGGAUUCAAAAUUCUAAUGUGACAGGUCCGAAACCUAUGUUAUCUGUCUGCAAUAAAACUAUCCAUUCGCCAAGACCGAAUGUAAUAGUAAGACCUGUUCGUGCACCUAAUAUGUCGCAAGUGCGACCUAUAGCAGUAGUUCCUCCUGAAAUGUCUAAAACAUCAACAAGAGUGCAACCUCCUGAUAUGGAGCACUUAAGUGAACAAAUUAAGCAAGCGAAAUUUAAACAGUUACAAAAACAACAUAUCGAGAAACAAAGGUUUCAACAAAAUAAUACACAACGACAACUCCCAAACAGUUUGCAACAUGUUCAAUCUUCAUUGAAUAAACCCACACCCCGUUUCAUAAAUUCUGUGCAGCAAAGAACGCAACAAAUUUCAAUUUCUUCACAACAAACACAGAAGCCAUCUAUGGCAAAUCCAUCACUCCCUUCAUCAGUUGAACAUAAUACACAUCGUACUAGUAUCGAUAUGGAAGUCGAUCCUCCGGAACGUAUUCGAGAGAAAGGACAUGUAACGCAACAGUCUUCGCCACGGUUAGAACCUGAGAACAGUUCAAGCGAAAGUAUUGCUUAUCUUCAAAAGACUAUUAGUGAUCCAGCAAAUGCCAUAGUUCAACAUCAAAUUCAAGGAAAUACAGCAAAAAUGUUAGUGAUGCUAGCUACCGGAGAACAAAGAUUAAUUACGUUCGACAUACCGAACGAGGACUGCACUGUACACGACCUAUUGGAUCAGGUACGUGCAGUCUUGGGCAAGGUGAAUAUUGCAUUCUCCGGUGAAACGCAAGUCUCCUUGGUAGAUGAUCCCGCAUUGGGUAUAAACUACAUAGUGGAUGCAGGUUCCGGAAUGCUUGCAUCAUCCUGUGAGGGUAAUGAUGGUGACAGUAAUUCUACUCAGGAAAUUGUGAGCUCCACUACCAACACUGAAAAUUUAUCUCAAAAUACCAAUGCAUCGGACGAAAAUAGUAAUACUUCUUCAAAAAAUACUGAGGAACCUAUUUUGGUCAAAGGAAUGCUUGCUCUCUGCCCACACUGCGGCUACAGUUCACUACACUUCAACCGAUGUGAACGAUGUAAUACAAAAUUAAAAUCUGAAGAAGUCAAAUCCAUACCUGUGCUAGAAAGGAAGGGGACUGGAAUGUCUGUUGAUAUGUUCUAUAAGAAGAAUAACGAAAGAAACGUUACGAAAUUGGAGAAAAUAGAACGGGAUGGUUCUGCUAAACGACCCAGAGGAAAGGGUAAAGGUGCAGCUUCAAAACCAAAGCCUAUUCAUAAAGAGCCAGAAUGUUUGACAAUAUCGUCUGAUGAAGAAGAAGAGGGUAGAAAAAAGAUGGCAAGCAGUAAUAGUAAUACUGUACUAGGCAACACAAGUAAUGCUUUUGACGAAGAAAUGGAUACCAUUCUGGAUAAAGAACCAAUAAUCACAAAUGCUACUGUUCCUAGUUUAUACGAUGAUUUGGAUGAAGAAAAUAGUAAAGAUAUUGGACAAUUACCACAAACUGCUAUAGAGUGUCGGACGGUCAGAAUAGGUUCUUACAAAUAUAUUCCUCGGGAAAACGUAGUGAUUUCCCGUAGUGGUGUAAGAUUUAGUGUACCUCUAUUAGAAGAUAAUACAAGUUUUGUUACUUUAGAUGUGAAAUAUAGGGAUAUAAUUAAGCUUUUAAUUCAUUUCGGUAAAACGAUGCCGGUAUUAUUCUUUUAUACAUCUACAAGUACCGGAGCCAUGAUACGUGAAUUAUUAGGUAUGCAAGACCCAAAGGGCCCGUAUUACGAUCCUGCUGGAAAAGAUCAUACGCAUAAACGUAUCACGUUAUUGCCAGACAAGUUACCGGAUGAUUCAAAGGCGAUACUAACAAGUUUAUUUUCACGUGGAGAUAAAAUAGGCGAAUUAAAUCCUAAAGAAGCUAACGAUAUACUUAUACGAGCAUCACCUAGGGAUUGUCUACAAUCGCUCAUUACACGAAGAUCGACUCAAAAUGUAACAACUAAUGUUGGUAGCAACGAUGACAUACAAACAAUAACUGUAUAUCCACCACCUCCCGCAAAAGGAGGAAUAGCUAUCAACACCGAAGAUUACUUGUGUCUUGCAGAAGAUCAAUUUUUAAACGAUGUGAUUAUAGACUUUUAUUUAAAAUAUUUGACCUUAGAGGUAUUAUCAGAAUCUGAUCAACAUAGAACUCAUGUGUUCAGCUCGUAUUUUUACAAACGUUUAACUAGCCCACAUGCCCAAGCUGCCGAAAGUACCGUGCCAAUGACAGCCGCCGCCAAGCGGCACGCAAGAGUACAGAAGUGGACGAAGAACGUUAAUAUAUUUGAAAAAGAUUUUGUUAUAAUUCCUAUAAACGAACACGCACAUUGGUUCUUGGCUAUUAUCUGUUUUCCCGGAUUAGUUGGGAAAGUUUCCACAUGUGUUGCGAAAACUAAUGAAAACGAUGUUCAGAGGAAAAAGAGCAAAAAAAUAAAAGAGUUGAAGGCGAAAGCUGUCACAAUUGGCUCUACAACAAUUACCCCUGUACAUACGACUAUAACGCUAGAUCAGUUAGAUGAUGGAUCUGAAAGGGAUGAGGCAGAAGGCGAUGACGAUGAGAUGGAAAUUGAGAGCGAUGAAGAGGAUGAGACUGAAACUUCUCGACCAGAAGAAAAUAAAAUCGAAGAACAGAAAGAAACUGUCAAACUUCCUUGCAUAUUAAUAUUCGAUUCGCUUGCUGGCGCUAGUAGAGCACGAGUAGUUGCUACGUUAAGAGAUUAUUUAAGCUGCGAACAUGUUGCCAAACUUGGUGUAGAAAAGACAUUUUCGAAGGAUACAAUUAAGGGUGCGUGUCCGAAAGUGCCCCAGCAAUCUAAUUUUACUGAUUGUGGAUUAUAUGUAUUGCAGUAUGUAGAAAGCUUUUUCAAAGAUCCAAUCAAAGACUACACUUUACCAAUUAAGACUUUGAAAACAUGGUUUGAAGAAAUUAUCGUAACGAGAAAAAGGGAGGAGUUAUCGAACUUGCUAAUUAAAUUAAUGAAUGAUACUAAGGGGGAUAGAACUAUUAAUCUGCCUACUGUAAAUUUUCCCACGCAAGAUGGCAAGUUGAAACCGAAAGUCGAAAAUCAGACAGACGCAAAGGCUACGAAGUCAGAAUCUGAGAAUAAAAGAAAGUCGAGUGAUGCAGAGACACGAAUUGUAUCAUUUGUAACAGAAAACACUGAAUCAACUAACGAAAUUGUUAGUAGAACUUAUCAGAUCAUUCCUUUUUCUUUGAGUUCGAAUUCGAGUAAUGAGAGUAAUCCAACAGAAAUAUUAACGGAACAGAAAAAUACGAGAUCAUCGACCGAAACAAUGUCCUACUUAAAAGCUAAACGAAUUCCUAGGCUAGUAUCAAGAACACAGAAUCAAGAUGACUCUCAUACCACUGCAAAGAAGCACAAAGGAGAGUCCUUUAAUUCUUGUAAAUAAAUGUUUCUUUUUUUACAGUGAUAAGAUUAAUGUUAACCUACAUUUUCGAAAUACAUGAAAUCAUUUAUUUCAAUCUAUAUAAAACAUGUAGUUAAUUCUGAAAUGAAUAAAACUGCAGAUAUGAUUUCUGAUUG
This is a messenger RNA of Pogonomyrmex barbatus (red harvester ant), 4633 nucleotides long. RefSeq lists its product as uncharacterized. Gene Ontology annotation, cellular component: nucleus; cytoplasm. Gene Ontology annotation, molecular function: SUMO-specific endopeptidase activity. The record is from RefSeq and is a predicted model, not a curated record. NCBI's taxonomy places the organism in Eukaryota, Metazoa, Arthropoda, Insecta, Hymenoptera, Formicidae. Gene Ontology annotation, biological process: proteolysis; protein desumoylation.